AUGAAUUUUGAUCAAUUCGGCGGCGCAGGAGGCCUCUUUGCGCAAUACGCCCAAGGGCUGGGCGGGUUCGCCGGUCACCGCACUGGGCGACCAGAUCCUCGAGCUUACGACGAAUAUUUCAAGGCGUACAGCGUCGCAUUGCUUCCUGGCAAACCGAGAGAGAACGUCAGCUAUGGUGGAAAGAUCAUCAUGCCCACAUCUGCUCUUGCGAAUCUGCACCAGAUGGACCUCCAGUCUCCGUGGAUGUUCAAGCUCCGUAACCCGGCCAACCCUGCCGCUUCGACCCACGCCGGCGUGCUCGAAUUCAUCGCCGAGGAGGGAUGUGUCCAUCUCCCCCAAUGGAUGAUGCAAACGCUGCGUCUGAACGAAGGAGACCCCAUACGUAUCACAGGCUGCGAGCUUCCCAAGGGUAAGCUCGUUAAGCUUCAAGCACAAACUGUAGAUUUCCUGGAGAUCUCGGAUCCCAAAGCUGUCCUGGAGCAGGCAUUGCGCAACUUUGCUGCUCUGACUCAGGGGGAUAUCAUCGAAAUUUCCUACAACACCAUCGUCUUCGGCCUCCUCGUAAUGGAGACACAACCAGACGGAGGAGGAAUCAGCGUCAUUGACACAGAUCUCGAAGUCGACUUUGCAGCUCCUCUCGGUUAUGUAGAACCUGAACGCCCCAAGACUACCCAAGCUACCAUGGCCUCCAAGCUGAACAUUGACGUCACCUCAUCGACUCCAGGAUCAUCUCGUCCAGGCUCCUCGAUGGCGGGAGGAUUUACAGGAGGUGCAUCUAGGGCCAACGCUAUCAGCAAGGGCGGAGACAACUGGGAAAGUUUCAAGGGUAAAGGUGAAACCCUCACUGGGCGCAAGACGAAGGGCAAGGGCAUCACUCACAGGGCCGCGGAGCAAGCUCCAGAGAGCAGCAAGAUUAUUCGUACAGACAAACAUCGUAUUGUGACGAACGAAAGUUUGGAGGGCGAAGGCUCUGCGCCUGCGCCCCUCAAUCUGCCGUUCGGUAAUCUGUUCUUCGGUUUUCCCGUACAGCCGUACGUUCCGCCCACCAAAGAGCCUUUGGUGUCCCAAGAGGAGGGAACGGCAUUCUCUGGUUCAGGGAAUAUGCUAAAUGGCCGGUCCCAGCUUUCUUCGUCAACGAAAGGCAAGGCGAAGGAACAGGACCCGGCCUCUCCAAGUCUUGGGGUUCCGGCGGUCAAACAUUGGGCAGCCGACUUCCUCCGUCGCAGUCUCAAGUAG
This is a messenger RNA of Epithele typhae, 1236 nucleotides long. RefSeq lists its product as uncharacterized. Gene Ontology annotation, cellular component: VCP-NPL4-UFD1 AAA ATPase complex. The transcript has 7 exons. NCBI's taxonomy places the organism in Eukaryota, Fungi, Basidiomycota, Agaricomycetes, Polyporales, Epitheliaceae. The record is from RefSeq and is a predicted model, not a curated record. Gene Ontology annotation, molecular function: polyubiquitin modification-dependent protein binding. The coding region runs from base 1 to 1236 and encodes 411 amino acids.